AUGGUAGGCGUUGGAAUGUUCAUGGAUAUCCUGGACACCGUAGAGCCACUCCUCCAGGAUGCAAAUUCCAGAGCUUUAUUUGAUCUCCAAAAGUGCAAGCUUCUCGGAAAGUUUAUCAAAACAAGACGAUCACCAGCAUGGCCCACAAUCCCCACUCACAACUUACCCCCCAAAGACUUAGCAGAUACUCUUGUUGGCAUUUACCUCCGCACAUUCGAGGCCUGCACUCGAGUCUUCCACAUCCCAACCUUCAAACGGGACUACGAAGCACUCUGGGCGGCGCGGGCGCCCCCUGACAUGGCAUUCGUCAUCCAACUCAAGUUGGUCCUCGCCAUCGCCGCGCCCAUGUAUGACGACGAGUUCUCGCUCCGCGCGUCCGCAAUCCACUGGAUCUACGAAGCACAGACAUACAUCUCAGAGCCAGACUUCAAGGCCCGUCUGAGCCUCCCGCAUCUCCAGACCAUUAUCCUGCACUUCAUGGCACGCGAGGUCGUCGGCGUAGAAGGCGGCCUGAUCUGGAUCUCCGUGGGCGGUCUCAUCCGCACCGCGGUGUACAUGGGCCUCCACCGAGACCCCGUCAACCUGCCCAUGCGCAGCAAUUUUGUCUGCGAAAUGCGCCGUCGAUUAUGGAACACGAUCCUGGAACUUGCGCUGACCACGUGCAUGGCGGCCGGUGCACCCCCGCUUCUCUCCCUGGAUGACUUCGAUACGAGCCCGCCCGGCAACUUGGACGACGAGGAUCUGGCGAGUCCUGACCCGAUUGCCAAACCGCUGAAUCAGCCGUCGCAGAUGAGUAUCGCGCUGGCGCUGCGCAGCAUGUUCCCAGUGCGGCUGGCGAUUAGCGAGAUGCUCAAUGGGAUCGGGAGGCAUGCGACCUACGAAGAGACGAUCCGGUUGGAGACGGAGCUCAGGCGGCAGUACAAAGGGAUUAGCAAGACGAUGCAGGCGUUUGACGGGGACAGCGCUUCCCUGCCGAAUAAGUUCCAGACUCAAGCGUUGGACUUUCAAUUCCGGCGGAGCUUGUUGGCGCUGCAUACGGCUUUUUUUGUGCCGGCUUUGACACAGGAACGGUAUGCGUUUUCGCGGAGGGUUGUUGUUGACACUGCGACCCAGAUUUGGGCUGCUGCAAGGCCGCGGUCUGGGCUGGUUCUGUCCCAUCUGCGGGAUAGCGUUUCUGAUGAUUAUGUACGAUUGGCGAAGAAUGGACAUGGGACGCUGCGUCAGAUUGCGCUUUCGGCAGUCCUUCUUCUGGCUGGAGAGCUCAAGGCCCAGAUCAAGGAAGAUGAUUCGCUGGGGCCUGUGGUUCUGCGACGUGACUUUCUGGAUAUCCUCGACGAUGCCAUUGAGUGGCAAUGGGAAACUAUUGAGGCUGGGGAAGUGAAUACGAAAGGGUUCCUGUUCUUGAAGCUUGUCAAGGCGCAGAUCAGCGGGUUCAUGGAGGGUCUUUCGAGGGAUCAGUUUGCACCGCGGUACGUCCGGGCGGCGGAGGAAGCGGAGGAGCGGUGUUUGGCUUUUCUGGAAUCGCAGGUCGGGCUAGAGCAGGAAGAUCUCAGAGCGGAUUUGCAGGGGAUUAAUGAGAUGUCGGUGAACUCUUUUCCGGACUUUAUGGAUUUUGAUUUUUCGAUGAACUAUCCGAUGGCCUUCGAUCUUGAUAUGACGGACCCGAAGGCUUGGCUGGGGGGCAUUGAUUGA
This is a messenger RNA of Penicillium chermesinum, 1692 nucleotides long. Its product is annotated as fungal specific transcription factor domain-containing protein. Bases 1 to 1692 code for a protein of 563 amino acids. Gene Ontology annotation, cellular component: nucleus. The record is from RefSeq and is a predicted model, not a curated record. Gene Ontology annotation, molecular function: DNA-binding transcription activator activity, RNA polymerase II-specific; zinc ion binding; RNA polymerase II cis-regulatory region sequence-specific DNA binding. NCBI's taxonomy places the organism in Eukaryota, Fungi, Ascomycota, Eurotiomycetes, Eurotiales, Aspergillaceae. Gene Ontology annotation, biological process: DNA-templated transcription; regulation of transcription by RNA polymerase II. The transcript has 3 exons.